UGCUGCGAGAGAUUGCCAUUAUGAGCGAGUGUCUUCCGUCGGUCAGUCUCUAGGAAUCGGUGCGUUUUGCUGCCGCCGCCGUGCUCGCCGCCGCCCCCUCACUUUCUCUCUCGGUCGGGGAGUCCCUCAGGCCGCCCCACGGGACAGGGCCGCCAGGGAACAGGUGCAGCAGAAGUGGCAGCGUCAGAUAAGACUCCGAGACGCGAGGGUGAAGGGCAGCGCUAAGCCGAAGCCGUGGUAGGGGAGCAUUAGGACACGAGGACACAAGCGGGGUCAGUUGGAGAUCACAUCUACCCGGCGGCCAGGCAGCCAUGUUUACCAGACAGUAGAGACGCCUGGCGCCCGCCACCGGAACCAACCUCUCGUCCACGGCUUCUCAUAUUUUCCUUUAUUGUUCUUCUUGUUUUUCUUGGAACCCCAAGAUGAGUUAUCAGGCGCGUCCCUGAGGCCUGCCUCACCCCUUGUAGUGAGAUAUGGGGGCGUAGUGUUGUGGGGUGAGCGGGGUGUACGUGCUCGUACCUCUGGCAGCCGAGCUUUGGACUGACUAAGGAAGACUGAGAGACCUGCCUCCGUCGCUGGCCCUGGACGGCGCCGUGUACAUGUGGACCUUACUGUAGGAAAUGCCGUGUGUGCGUGUGUUUGUGUACACUGUUUGAGGGUGUGAACACUGCUCUGCCGACUCGUCAGUUCUUCCCCGUGGCUUGUCAGGAUUAGCUUGAGUGUGUGUGUCGCAUAAGAAGAUGUGUGUUAAGGAAUACGCUCCCAAAACAACACAGGUGAGGAGGAAGAGUGUUCUCAGGGGCGCGCGCUGCCUGCCGUACGAGGAACCCAACUCUACUCACCCAAGACCGGACGCUUUCGGCAGGGAUCGUACCGUAAGGUGCCCCCCAUUAAUUGUAUGGUGACUGACGUCCCAUCACAUCCUGGUUCAAGGUCUCAUGGAAAGCUGAGGUGGUUGGCUUUCUUGGUUUUAAACGGACCCCCAGCCGCGCCCUCGUCAGUUGUCGCCCCCAGUGAGUGUUCUGCCGCUUUGGGUCACCACCAGAGAGCCCGGGCCCGCCGCCUGCCUGCUCUGAGGACACCAGCCUCCCCAGGGGUGCCCUCAUCCCUCCCCGGGACGCCGCCUCCCGGGAGAGCUGCCUCUCUCAGGCGUCAGGAGGACUAACGCCGCCGAGGCAGACGCGUUUCGCCCCCCGCCGGGAGGCCUUUGGCCCACCUGGAGGUGUUCGCCUUGACCUCUUGAGGGCUUUUUAGGUGUUCGUGUAGCGGCACCGCGGGGCGUUUCUGCCCAGGGCGGUGCGAGGCGAGGGUCGAGCAGCGCCGUUGGUCGCGACCCGAGUGUGCCAGAGCCGUCAGCUGUGUUCCUUUCGUCUCCCCCUUCUGCAGCAUGGCGGCCGUAGCGGUAGUGUCCGCGGCAGCCCGCUAGGGAAAAUGAAAUUUAGGUUGCUACCACAAACUGUUGGACCAGGCUUGGGUACCUAGCAGCGACCGGCGCGCCCCUCCGGCCGGCGAGUGUGUGUGUCGCGCCGCGGCGGUGCUCGGGAAGACAGGACUCGUGGCGCCCAGGCGAGGGCUGCCCCCCAGGUGACCCGCCGCCUCACUCACCCGACCCACCCAACCCGACCCUCCAAGCCUGACUGACCCGACUUCUCGACCUCGCCAUGGACACCCUACACGCGCCCACACCAGCCCCCGCCCGUGACAAGGCGGUCAACGGGGGCCACGCCCACGUCAUCACCUCUCUCAACUCACCACUCCUGCCGCCCAAGGUGGCCCACGUGGCGCCCCCUGCCCACGUGGCCCAUGUCCCACCCACACACAUGGUCGCGCCCCACCUCAGGCACCACACGCCCGUGGCCAACCCACCUCCGCCCCUCGUGGCCCACCAACACCCGGCCCACCCACACCCGCCACGGCCACACCCGCCACACCAACACCCGCCACAUCAACACCCGCCACAUCAACACCCGCCACAUCAACACCCUCCGAACCGACUCCCGCCCACACCCACGGAGUCCCCCAGGCCCGCCCACAAGGACCCGCCGCCCGCCGCCCACUCCUCGCCCGCCCUAGGGCAGCGGAGCGGGAGCAGCGGGGAGAGCGAGGGCGGGGGCAGCGACAGCACCCCCGCCGCCAAGGACGCCCCGCCAAACGGCCGAGCCUCGGGGACCCCCAGGGAGGAGGACUCUUCCGACACAGACAUGGAGAUCAAAAGCCUCGAUCUGACCGGCCCCCGCCCGUGCCCGCCCCUCGCUGACGGGCGGGCCCUGGUGCGCGGCGGGACAGCUCGGGUCAGCCUGCGGGAGCGUCGGGGCCAGGAGAGGGAGCGACCCAUGUCCUGGGAAGGCGAACUCUCCGACGCCGACGCCACCAAGCAGGAGCCGGCGGAAGAACAGAUGAGGGUGGACGCCGAGGAACCCAUGUCCCCAAUGUCCCCCAUGUCUCAGGGUUCCGACCACGAGCACGAGAAACCCGCCGUCAGACAGGUGAAGCUGGAGGAGAGCGGGGAAGAGCAGACAGUGUACUCCUCCCAGCCCGCCUCCCACACCGACUCCCCAGUGCCCCCCAGGAGCGACUCUGGCUGUGAGGUGUUGCCCGGCCCCUACACCCCCAGCCAGAGCCCCCUCCUCCCCCGCCUGCACCCCCACACCCACUCCCCCACACACCUCUACUCUCCCACACAGUCCCCGGGCCCCAGCAGGCACGUCUCCGGGUUCUCUUCUCCAUACAGCCACACGCCGUCGACGGGACUGAGUCGCAACAACAGUGACGCAUCCCAGUAUGGCGGUUCUUACAACAGCUACUCCUCCGCCCCGUCACCCAUCUCUCCAACACACUACUCGCCCUCACAAUCACCCAUCCAGCAGCGACACAUCAACUUCCCGAUGCCCAACCACCAGUCUCCCAACCUGGGCCGCGUCCCCCAGUACACCGGGGGAGCUCCGGGCGCCAUCUACAACGCUCCCUUAGACCUCCGGGAGUCGCACAAUCCCAUCUCCCACCCUGACUCCUCUAAAGACGUGAAGGAGGACGAGCGGCUGGCGGCGGACCUCCAGCAGCACUCGGUGAUCGCGGCGCAGUCCGGCAUCACCAGGCAACAGCUUAUCAACAGCCCUUGUCCAAUCUGCGGAGACAAAAUCUCAGGCUUCCACUACGGCAUCUUCUCCUGUGAGUCGUGUAAAGGUUUCUUCAAGAGGACUGUACAGAACAAAAAGAACUACGUGUGCAUGCGCGGCUCCUCGUGCCCCGUCAGCACCAGCACCAGGAAGAAGUGUCCGGCCUGCAGAUUUGACAAGUGCCUCUGCAUGGGCAUGAAGCUCGAAGCCAUCCGUGAGGACCGAACUCGUGGAGGACGCAGUACAUAUCAGUGUGCCCCCUACCCCCUUCCUCCAUCUCUUGUGACGCCCAAUGCCACUGGCCAUCAGCUGGACCCCCAGAGGCUCCCUGAUCCUACUGCCGUCAAGGCAGAGCCUUCAGAUGGAGAGGAAAUCAAACCUUCACCUUCUGAUGAUAAGAGGCCCAUACCUCUUCUCCUGCAGCAAAUCCAUGAUGUAGAGCACCUGUGGCACUGCAGCGAGAGUGAAAUGGAACAGCUUCGGCAGUCUGAGGAGGCAGCUCGCCACGCCAUGGAAAACAACUCCCCAGACUUCUUGAACAACCUCUGCCACAUAGCUGACCACCGACUCUACAAGAUCGUCAAGUGGUGCAAGUCUCUGCCUCUUUUCAGACACAUAACGAUUGAUGACCAAAUCUGUUUAUUGAUCAACUCAUGGUGCGAGUUGCUGCUUCUGUCAUGUUGUUUUCGAUCAAUGGACUCCCCGGGUGAGAUCAGGGUGAGCUCAGGCCGCACCAUGACCCUGCAGCAGGCUGAAACCAUGGGUAUUGGGCCAUGCAUCGAGCGCAUGCUCAACCUGACCUACCAGCUCAGCCGCCUCCAGGUGGACAAGUACGAAUACAUGGCAAUGAAGGUCAUUGUGCUGCUAUCUUCAGAUGUGUCGGGACUCAAGGAAGGGGAGAAGGUGCGGGACUCUCAAAAGAAGGUGGUGCAGGCGCUGCAGGAGUACACACUCACUCAUUACCCUCACUUGCCGCCAAAAUUCGGGGAACUUCUCCUUCGCAUUCCUGAACUUCAGCGGACUUGUCAGGCGAGUAAGGAAAUGCUCUCUAUGAAGAAGAAAGAGGGCGAUGUGCCAAGUUUCAACUUCCUCUUCGAGCUACUAAGAGGGGACCAUUAGUUAAGGUUGGAGUGCAACCUCGUUUAAGCAUCAGUUGCUGCAUCUCCCUCAGGUAUGUGUGAUCACUUUGGCCUCAUGACGUGUAGUGUUGCAAAGGUACAGCUUCAGUGCAAGAAUCAACAACAUGCCAUGAUAACACCUCUACAGGGUUAUGACCUAAAGUGAUGACAACACUAUGGCUGUGAUAGUGGACGUCACCAACUCACCCGCCUGACUCACAAGAUUCUUCCUCUAAGAGGAAGAUUCAGGAAGAAAUCUGUACAGGUCGUGUAUGCUGUUGAGAUGGAAAUACAGGGUGUUCCUCAGUUAUCUUUAUCAUUUAUUACCUUGAAUAGAAGAGGUAACUGAGGAGUACUAUGUAUUUUAUUUUGUAGAUACAGUUCAGAUGUCCUACGUGUAAUUCUGAGAUACCAAAUGCAAUAUAGAGUUUUAUAAGUGAGUCCACUGGGUAGAUUAGAGAAGUUAUAAGGAUAUGCGUGACCUGAGUUACCACGUGUUAAGUGAGCGCAUCUGUCGCCACUAUACCUGAUGGGAGAUCAUCUGAGGCUGUGGCAUGGGCUCCGGGCUACACGCUGUCUUCCAAUGGAUAUACUCUCAAGAAGCAGUACAGUAUUUUUUUAGAAAUAUCAUCUGCCAUGCCAUGUGUCCUGUAUCACCAUGUUGCCAACGUUACCUCUGCUGACUCCCCUCACUCCCUGUGGCCAAAGAUUGUGAUAGCUGGUCAGGCUUGCUUGGUGCUGUGCACAUUUGCAUAUUUUAUUAAUAUGACACGCUGUGCACUUAUGUGUUAAUUGCUAUUUUUGUACUCCCUUUAAGUUAGUCUCUGCUCUCUCUUUAGAUAGAGCCAGAAGACUUUUUAAGUCGAAAGCACAUUGAUUCUACAAAUAUUACUUAUUUUUGUUAAAGUUUAUGAUUAGUUGUGAUGUUUGUAAUGGAGAAGCAUUGAUGGUGGCUGAGGUGAGAGGGAGCAGCAGGGCAGACGAGGCAGCAUGGGUGAGAGCAGCAGCAACAGCAGCAGCAGCAGCCGCGGCGGUAGAGGUGCCAGAGGCCACCAUAGACUGAAACUCUCUAAUGCUAAUUGACAAUCAACAAAAUCUUGCUGGACCAAAAAAUAUAUAUGAGAAUUUAUAAAUUGAGACUUAUAUUAGUAGAUGCUUUAAUGGCAUAAAUCUGCCCGUUGACUGACAGUAUUAGACACCUACUAGUCACUCGACAGUCACUUUUACCACUAAAGUCAUGCACACUCCUUUCUCAAUGAAAUCCCAGUGAUGCCCAAGUCAGUAGUAUUAGAGAGCUCUGGUCUUGGUUCGGCUUUGUGAAUCUGUGACAAUUCCACUGUGCUGGGGAAUUGUGCAACAUGAUCACGCUGGGCAGGUGUUGCAGGUGGCCAAGGGCCUUGCAGGAUUGUACCUCAGUCCUCUAUUCUUAUCUGGCUGUUACUCCUUAACUUUUCUUAUGUGGUCAACACCCAGACUCCUGCCUCCACAUUGUUGUACACUGUGGAGAUUUUGGGUCAUGGGAAGCUUAUACAUGUAACAGCACUCAUAUCUACCUGUGUACUCAUGACUGAAGUAAAUCCUGCAGCCUUGGUUUGCUCAGCACCACCACCCACCAACCUUACACACAGUACCUGUCAACCAGCAACUAACCAAGUGCGGCAUUGUGGCACCCUAGAGUUAUAAUCUUUUUCUUCCCUCUAUUUUUUUUCAUGCGUGCAUUUCUUCCACCUUCUUUCUCUAUAUAUGAUAUAUUUCUAAAUGCUAUUUGAUACUUUUAUCUACAUAAAAAUUCUAUCCUUGUUAUAUAUUGAUAUUGUUUUAUAUAUUGAAAGAGAUCUUAUAUGAAAUUUUUUCUUCAUAACUCUACGUUCCCACAUUGUCCAACAUGAUGAGCUACGAAUACUGUAAUAUCUUCUGUGAUGAUAAUUAAGCACUGUGUUUCAUGUACUAUACUGUCCCCCCAUGCACCUGGGGGGUUAAACAGAAGUGAGAGAGGAGCACAGUGCAAGCUUUUAUACUCAAACUUUAACCUUUAAGAUACCUAAUAGGCUGUGGCCAAUACCUGUUACAUUUGUAAGGGGAGGUGCUUCCUGGGGUGGUCCUCACCUGAUGCACUGUGUUCUCAGAACUCAAAAGAAUCCUCAUCCUUUACCUUGUUGGUCAGAUGAGCGCAGGCGUCAGGGCAGGACCACUCGGGACAGCCCACAAGUUAUGCAAUGUAUCAGUGUUGGAGUCUAUAACGAGCUGUUUCUUAAAACAAUAAGCUGUUUUCCAGUGUCUUUCCAUUUUUCUAGUAGCUCUCAGUGUAUCGUUGUUUUAGCCUCUCUUCCAUCUUGCGCUGUGCACAAGAUUAUUUGGGAAGAGACAAAGAAAUGGUACUAUUGAAUUUAGUGUUCUAUGUUUUCUACAGAAGAGAUUUUUAAUUUAUUGCAUUACAUUUCCUGAUAUAUUUUUUUUUUUCUCAGUUUCACACCACUUUCAUGAUGGCUGUUAUUGGUAACAUUCCAUGAAGUCUAAGAUAUUUGUUGCCCUUUUUUUUCGGUAAACAAGAUUUUGUCAUGUGAUAUUAUUUUAAUAAUUAGCAAUUCAGAGGCUGCUGGGUAACUCCAAAGAGCCGAGACGGCCUCAUGAGAGUGGUGCUCGGGUCGGCAGCGAGAUGGCGCGCGGGGGCCCUCCCAUCUGGCCUACACCACAGUCACUCUUUGAAUUAUUAAACCAAACUUGAUUGCCACACACAAUUGAAUGUGGAUAGUAAAUAUUUUUUAACAAUGUCACACUGAUGAGAAUUUCAUCACCAAGUCUUGAGUGGUCCGUGGGCGAGAGGGUGAGUGGUCUCAGGGAUCCCCCGUGCAGAGCGCAGCAGAGACCGUCCAGGGUGCUGACAUUGACAGAGGCUAGCGGGCGGGGCUCGAGCAGUCGGGGGUGCAGGGGCGGGACUCACCUCUCUUUCCCCAUACACCGAAAACUUGUUCAUCUUAGAAUUAUCAUCACCAUUCAUUUAGGAGUGAUCAAACCCAUUUAAUUUUUUCUUACUGUUUUUUUUUCACACCACAGCCAUAACAACUUAGUUUUUUUUCUACAUUCUAUUGAGACUCUGGAUGAACAAGUGUUCCGUGCACUUCACCACCGCAUCGCGCCCCUGCUCCCCCCACGCCAGCACACGCCCACAUCAGUCCACCCCGGCAAGCCAAAUCACUAGUCCUUACACACUUUCUAUUUUUCGGAGUCUGACUCGUGAAUACCACAAGGUUUACCAGAUUAGCUGUGACUGCUAACAACAAGUCAGUAAAUCUUCAACUGGUAAUGCUGGAGUUAUUGGAAUCUCUUGCCUCAUUGAAUCUCAUCAAAAAAGAAUGAAGUGGUGAUUUCUAAAAUUGUUGUGAAAAAGGUAUAUAAAUAAAUAUAUAUGUAUAUGUAAAUUCCAACAUAAAAGGAAGAAACCUGCAAAUCAAAAUGAACUGUAAUGUGUGCUAUGGAGGAUUUUUCAUAAAGCUAGGUCGUUUGUAUUUUUGGUAUCCUGUACAUAGUUGUUGUCUACUGGAGCAAGUACUUAGUAUUUUAAGGAAACUUUUAAUAAAUAUACUUAAAUACAA
This is a messenger RNA of Eriocheir sinensis (Chinese mitten crab), 7827 nucleotides long. Its product is annotated as nuclear hormone receptor FTZ-F1 beta-like. Gene Ontology annotation, molecular function: nuclear receptor activity; RNA polymerase II cis-regulatory region sequence-specific DNA binding; zinc ion binding. Bases 1662 to 4235 code for a protein of 857 amino acids. The record is from RefSeq and is a predicted model, not a curated record. Lineage: Eukaryota; Metazoa; Arthropoda; Malacostraca; Decapoda; Varunidae. Gene Ontology annotation, biological process: regulation of transcription by RNA polymerase II; hormone-mediated signaling pathway; tissue development. Gene Ontology annotation, cellular component: RNA polymerase II transcription regulator complex. The transcript is spliced from 17 exons.